Molecule: messenger RNA, 5717 nt
Organism: Paramuricea clavata
Lineage: Eukaryota; Metazoa; Cnidaria; Anthozoa; Malacalcyonacea; Plexauridae
Source: the annotation of a GenBank genome assembly
AUCAGAGGAAAGCUAACGACCUACUCUUUCUAAAUAUGGUAAAAGUAAACGGUUAAACCAGAUAGUCUGCGCGAAUAACGCGCUGAAGUUGGAUAAACUCUUUGGCGUAUCGCUGUAAAAUUAAUGACGUAAUUUUAAACUGAGGAUAAUUAUUCAUCGCAAAACCAGCUAUAUUUAGUCAUUUCCGCCAAUGUCAUUAUAUAAAGAAAUCUUUUGGCAGCUGGCUCAUUAUUUUGAAAGCAUUUGGCGACGUGUACGCAUCUUGAGAUAUUCGAGUCGAAACAUAUAUUGUGCCUUCUCUAUUUUAGAAGCGUUGCAUCUAUAACUUAUAAGGUAUGUAGCUAUAUUUUACUGGUUAAAAAUAAAUAUAAUAUGUUACUAAUCUAUACUCGUUUGAAUACUAGUUAGUAUUAAUAUAAAUAUAUGGACAGUGCUUCUGAGAAGAUAUAAAAUCAUGCGUAUACUUCAAACUUGAACUAAAAAUGUGUAUGAUAAUCUGUCGUGCUCUGUGUCUGAACUGCAUGAAAAGACCGAAAACAUUGAAUGUUUCGAGUUUCCGUUGUCAGAACGGUUAUCAUGCGAGUUUUUUUUUGCCCGCUUGCUCAUGCAGUGACAAAUAGUCAACAGCCUUCGUUUGGAAUAUGAAAGAGGGCAAAUCUUUUUCGGGCAGUUCAGACACAAGCAACGACAACUCACAUUGUGAAAAUAUUACGACUUAACUGUCAGUUUUCCCUAAAAUAUAUUUGUGAAUGAUUGAUUGCAGUGUCAUGUUAAAGAUUUUUCUUGCUUGGUUAGUUUACACGAAGAGUAGCUAUAUGAUAGAAAAAAUUGCAAAAUAACAAGCAACAGAUGUUAUUUUACAUAUAUGUAUAUAUAUAUAUAUAUAUAUAUAUAUAUAUAUAUAUAUAUAUAUAUAUAUAUGUAUUUAUAAUUAGAAUUGGUAUCAUGGCUCGUCUCAUAUCUAUGGUUUCGUGGGAUCAUUCUAACGCGUAUUCUAUUCUAUAUAUAUCUACAUAUUCCCCGUGGCGUUCCACAGGGUAAAAAUGCAUUGCCAUUGCCAAUUUACAAAAAGUACAACGAAUACCAAAUUGCUCUGGCUUUGACAGAAUAUAGCACUAAGAUACGAUUAGAGUAUAGCUUUCUAAUUGCAUGAACAACAUAAGAAUUAAAUUUUAAGCUGUAUGAUCUGCAUGAUAUAUCGGUAUUAUUGAUUGCACAGUACCAAUAUUAAAAUUCCUGUAUUUCAUAUACGGUUACAUUAAUUCUUCAGAGUAAACUACUAAAGACGAAAGCAUUAGAAUUUAGCCUUAGGAAAAAGAUAAUAUAGCUGAGAAGUGAGAAUUUAAAUUAAAACCUACGCAUCUACACGAUAUAUCUCAAUAAGAUAAUAUUAUUGAUUUAUUGUAACAGUAUACACAUAAUUCGUGUGGCGUUCUGUUUAGAAAUCCAUAUAUUUUUAGGUAUUCAUUUUUUAAAGGGUAUAUACUAAAACAACAAAACUAAAAGUGAAAAUUUUCAGGCCUGAAAUGUUUUCCUAAGAUAUUGUUGUCGUCAGCUGAACUUAUAUAUGAAUAUUAAUGAUGAGUAUAUUGCGUUCUUGCCGUCAUUCAUUGAUAUUUGAAUCAGGCAUUGUUGUUUAAAUUAGGUUUUCUCGCCCACAGCGAAAUGCAAAUCUAAGACUAAGAGAGCAUAUAUAUAUAUAUAUAUAUAUAUAUAUAUAUAUAUAUAUAUAUAUAUAUAUAUAUAUAUAUAUAUAUAUAUAUAUAUAUAUAUAUAUACACACACACACAUAUAACUUUCUCCAAGAUUAACGGUUUUACCUCAUGUCUAUAUAUAACAAAAUGGCUAAGCAAAAUGGUUAUAAUGUAUAUACGUAAUCCAGUUUUUGCAUGUAACCGAGCUGAAAUUAUAGAAUCACACAAAUGUAUAUAGUUGCAAGAUUUCAAGACAUUUGGACUACAGUAGUUUAAACCAGCCGGUCCAGCCCUAAGGGGAUAUUGGUGGUAGCGUAGGACAUUACGGUUAUAAGUUAUAAGUUAUACAGGGUGUCCCAAAAAACCCAAAACUAUUGAAAUAACGUAUUGUUAGAAUUUGAAUGCCUCAGCACUCUGCUGAACCUACAAGUGCAUAAAAGCUUGACAUAAGUAAAUUUUAUACAUAAAGAAACUGUUUAAGAAGCUGCUUUAAAUUCCCAAGAGCACAAAAUCGUGCGCUUUACAAAGAUACUUUAAUUUCUUAAUAAGUCAAUAUUUAUAAUAUAUGCACCCUGUCAAUAUUUUACGCAUCUUUGCGUCCAGCUUAGAGCUAGGGCAUUCAAAUUCUAAUAAUACGUUAUUUCAAUAGCUUUGGUUUUUUUUGGGACACCCUGUAUACUGUAUACCAAAGUUUCUGUGAUCACAGUAGGAAUUUUGCAUAGGUUACUGAAGGAUUUGUAAGAAUUGUUUGAGGGAAGUGAGUGAGUUGACUCAUGCAUGUAGUGAUCUAUUGUCUAUUGAGCAGCAUAAUUGUAGAUAAUACAUACUACAUGUAAACACAUUAUUUUAGUGACGUUUUUUUCAUAAUUGCGAGAAAAAUGCUGGCUAGUACAACGCACAUUGAACGAGCAUCUGGAUUGAAAAUUAUGGCAACACAUUAGUCAUGUCUAUUUUUAACUAUGAUCUGUCCUAUAUACAAUGUACACUCGACUAAUUCACCGUAUUUGGCUCGCGGUCUGAUAAAACUUUACACCGGGGUGAACAUGAUAAGGAAGUCCCACUUUUACAUUAGAAAAGGAGGGGUGGUAAUUGGGUCCCUCUCUGGCUAGAUCCCUUGGCAGACACCAGGGAUCUGAAGUAUGUAUACUUGAAACAUAACUAAGUGGUACACUCUCAUGGCAUUCUUCCUGGUUACAUGGUCAGAUCAGUCCGAUAAUUUGAUGGAAAAGAGAGAUGUGGUCAAAGUUUUUGCCAAAUAGACAAUUCCCAUUAUAGACUAAUUUUAAAACUAGGCAAAGAGAUGCAAAUAAAUCACAACAGCUAGAAAGAACAUACAAAAAUGAGUAAAAUUGCAAUGUUUGGUUGCGAAAUGUUGUAAAAUGCGGAAAAUAUAACCUUGCAAAUUUUGUAUACUUUUGUGUUGCGUGCGGAAAUUGUUACCAUUUUCAGCCCAAAUGUGGUAUGGGUAGCAAUUUCCGCACGCAAUACAAAAGUAUACAAAAUUUGAAAACUUUGCAAGGCUAUAUUUUCCGCAUUUUUCAACAUUUCGCAACCAAACUUUGCAAUUUUACUCAUUUUAGUAUGCUCCUUCAGGGAAUAUACUUUUUUUGCCAAGAUAAAAAUUAGUCUAUAAUGGGAAUUGUCUAUAUUGAAUAUUGAAUAAACGCAACCAUUGGGUUAAAUUUUAUUCUGCUCAAAAGAACGCAUGUACACUACACAUUGUUUCAAAUAUCCGAAUAAAAACAGCGAAAAUGUCAUCAGGUCUUUGGAAUGCUAGGAUUUGGGACACCUCACACGAUAAUGUAGAAAAAUUCAUUCGGCGAAUUUUCCAUCUACAGCCCCCUCUGAAACACUAGCCCUAUAUUGCUGUAGUUUCAUCUCAUUGUAUUCCCACGACUUCUUGUCAAAAUGCUUUCCGGGGCACAUGUGACAUGUGAAGUGCUAUACACGAGAAGCCCUCAAAAACCACUUUCGAUAUUGUCAUAUACUUUCACUUCAAUGUACGUUUUGUUAUUGUUUCAAAGAAUUCAUGCAUAUUGUAUUAUACGGAACAGGAGUUUCAAUAUUAAUUAGUGGAUGUUUAAAGGAACUGCAUGUAUAAGUCUGUUAGUUAGUUUUAUUUUGAACUAUAGUAGUAUUUCUGUUUCACUUUGAACUGAAAGUACAAUGUACAUAGCCAGGAUAUAAUAUAAUAUAAAGUAAAUUUUAUUACACAUUACAUAUAUUGGUCAUGUUUCGAAUCUGAGUCCUAAUGACUUUCGUUAGUUACUUGUCAGCUGUCGGUAAAGAUAACACUUUCAAAUUGAUGUUAAACUGCUGUGUCAUCGCGCUUUCUGUGCAGUCAUUGUUUAUCAGAUAUCAGGAAUAUAAUCUGUGUCAGUGUAUAGGUAUUGCCAUUAAUAAGAACGCUUUGUUUUGAUAGGGAUACAACUACCUGAUAAAUAUAAGGAAAACGUCGACGUUUCAAGCGAAGCCACUUCGUCGAAUGGCUCUUCGAUCGAAACGUCGAAGUUCUCCUUGUAUUUUUCAGGUAGUUGUAUCCCUAUCAAUCCGAAGAUAUCAGUAAACAUAUUCUGUCAUGUUUGUGAUGUUACUCUCAGUGUAUAUCCACACCGGGCAAGCUUGAAAAAUAUGCCUGGCCACGGUGGGAAUCGAACCUAUACCGCCUAUACGACCUUUGGAAUACUAGCCCAAUGCUCUGCCAACUGAGCCGAAGCGGUCAGAUCGGUUCGAGUAUGUGAUAUUUCGGAACUGAGUCUAGCUCCUUCGAUAUCAAUGCAAUCUAGUAAUCAUGUUUUUUUGUGCGUUGGUGUUAUUUUUCAAGCUUGCCCGGUGUGGAUAUACACUCAGAGUAACAUCACAAACAUCAUAUUCACCUGAGUACAUAAUAUCAUCAACACAGAAAAAUCGUAUUCUGUCAGUCAAAAACACAGCAAAAUGUAAGCAAUCAGCCUUAAUAAGCACGUUCGGACUCUUUUAAUACAGUAUAUUCUGUUUAAUUUGUAUCUCAACAAGUUUUUUUGUGUUAUUUAGAUCAAUCCACCUAUGACUUCGUCAAAACCAAAGCGGGUCAAGCUUACCAUAGUGGGUGAUGGAUCGACGGGAAAGACAUGUCUACUCAUGGUCUUUAAAGACGAAAAAUUCCCUUCAGAAUACGUGCCGACUGUAUUUGAGAAUUACGUGAAGUACCUAACAUAUGAAACCAAGCCAAUUGAAUUGGUACUCUGGGAUACCGCUGGCCAGGAGGAUUACGACAGCAUACGGCCAUUGUCCUACCCUGACACGGAUGUGAUAUUGUUGUGUUACUCCAUGGACAUACGCGAAAGUUUCGAUAACAUUUUAACCAAAUGGCACACCGAAUUGAAAUGGUACUGUCCCAAAGUUCCUGUCAUAUUAACGGGCUUGAAAAAGGACUUGCGCACAGAGGCAGUUCGUUAUUCGGACAUUCAAAAUGGGAAUGAGACGGAUUUUAUUUCGUCUGAAGAAGGGAAGAAAAUGGCGGAACAGAUAGGAGCAGCUGAUUUUUUGGAGUGCUCGUCAUUGAAACGAGAAGGCGUGAAUGAGGUCUUUGACAGCGCCAUUAGAGCCACACUCAAGUGCAGGAAAAAGAUGAAAUAUCGUCUGAGAAAAUACGUCUGCUUUAUUCCGGUCUAAAACCGGUUUGGCAAACCUGAAAAACUCGGUUGUUCUUGUUUUUUGAAUGAGUAUAGCUGCAUGUGAUUCGGUCCCAGAGCUAUUAAUACUUUGUAUAAUGAGCAACAUCUAACAUGUUUUAAUGUUAAUAAGAACAGCUGAAAUCCGAGACUGUUUGUUAAUUUUGCGUUGAUGAAAGUGUGUGAUACAAUGUGAAUGAUAGUCGAAACGUCUUUCAAAGACACCAAGAGGUUGCUCCAAACAAUGUAUCUUCAUUUGAAUGUAUUUAUAUAGUUAUAUUAUAGUAGAUGUAUACGAUUACGAUAUAACAUUUAUAGUGUAAAUAUGAUAGAGUUAAAUUAAAUAUAAAUUCUUAAAUUAUAAUUUCUG